UCGUCGAUUUCACUGCAAUUCGUCGACCUUUCCGCGCGAAAUCUUGUUCCUUUUCGGGUGAUCUGCAUCGAUUAGGUUUUUUUGCAUUGGUCCUCCUGCUCCGUCCAACAUGGAAGAUGGCAAGCCUUCAGCUGUCCCGGUCGAUAACGGCGACCAAGCUGAGUCUCGAUUCGCCGAGUUUUGCAAGAAUGGGCUAGCAUUGGAAGAGAAAAGCUGUAAAGAAGCAAUUAAUCUGUUUGGAGAAACCAAGCAUCUUCUACUGACAAAUAUUUCGGCAAUGGGGAAUGGAACGUCUGAAGAAGCAGAGCGGUAUUGGUUUGCUUUUAUUUUAUACUCUGUAAAGAGAUUGACUCAGAAAGUUGAGGAGAGUGAGAAUGAAGAGACUGAGAGCACUGGGCUUACCUUGUGCCGUAUAUUGAGGGCAGCUAAGCUUAACAUUGGAGAUUUUUUUAAAGAACUUCCUCAGUUUGUUGUUAAGGCUGGUCCUAUUUUAAGUAAUCUAUAUGGCACAGAUUGGGAAAGCAGGCUUGAGGCAAAGGAGAUGCACGCCAAUGCUAUUCACUUGAAGAUUCUUAGCAAGUACUAUAAACGUGUAUUUGAAGAGUUCUUCGUGGCAACUGAUGCAAAUGUUGAAAAAAGCUCAUCUGUCACUGCUCAUGCAUCUGAAUACCAUCGCUUUGGAUGGUUACUUUUUUUGGCACUUCGUGUACAUGCUUUCAGCCGCUUCAAAGACUUGGUGACUUGCACAAAUGGUUUAAUUUCGAUCUUGGCUAUCUUAAUUAUUCAUGUUCCUGCUCGUUUUCGGAAUUUCAACAUUCAUGAUUCUUCACGCUUUGUUAAGAAGAGUAACAAAGGUGUGGACCUCCUUGCAUCACUCUGCAACAUCUAUAAUACUUCAGAAGAUGAGUUGAAGAAAACCAUGGAGAAAGCCAAUAAUUUAAUAGCAUAUAUAUUGAAGAAGCAGCCCUGUUUGGCAUCUGAAUGCGAAACUGAAAACCUAGAGAAUUUUGAUAGAGAUGGUUUGAUUUUUUUUAAAGAUCUGAUAGAGGAAUCAUCUUUGCCACCAAGUUUACAUAUCUUAGAAAAAGAUUAUGAUUACAUGAUUCGCAACAAGGGUGAACUGGAUGAGAGGUUAUUCAUUAAUGAAGACGACAGCCUGUUAGCUUCAGGAAGCUUGUCUGGAGGUUCUGUUUCAGCAAGUGGUGUAAAGAGGAAAUUUGAUUCGAUGGCAUCACCUGCUAAAACUAUUACAAGUCCCCUCUCACCUCACCGUUCUCCUGCAUCCCAUGCUAAUGGCAUUCUGGGUGCUGCAAAUUCAAAGAUGGCAGCCACCCCUGUAAGCACUGCAAUGACUACUGCAAAGUGGCUUCGUACUGUCAUUUGUCCACUUGCAUCAUGGCCCUCACAAGAGCUGGAGAGAUUCUUGACAUCGUGUGACAGGGAUGUUACAAGUGAUGUGGUGCGCAGAGCGCAGAUUAUAUUGCAGGCUAUAUUUCCUAGUAGUCCUCUUGGAGAACGAUGUGUAACUGGAAGCCUGCAAAGUGCAAACCUCAUGGACAAUAUAUGGGCGGAACAACGAAGAUUGGAAGCAAUGAAGUUAUACUUUAGGGUAUUGGAAGCAAUGUGUAGAGCAGAAGCCCAAGUACUUCAUGCAACUAAUUUAACCUCGCUUCUAACUAAUGAGAGGUUCCAUCGGUGUAUGCUUGCAUGUUCUGCAGAAUUAGUCCUGGCAACUCAUAAGACUGUUACAAUGUUGUUCCCUGCAGUACUGGAGAGGACUGGAAUUACGGCUUUUGAUCUUAGCAAGGUGAUUGAAAGUUUCAUCAGACAUGAAGAAUCCCUCCCAAGAGAAUUGAGGCGACAUCUGAAUUCAUUGGAAGAACGACUCUUGGAGAGCAUGGUAUGGGAAAAGGGUUCCUCGAUGUAUAAUUCUUUGGCAGUUGCUAGACCUGCGCUUUCUGCAGAAAUAAACCGUCUUAAACUGCUAGCUGAACCAAUGCCAUCAUUGGAUGAAAUUGCAAUGCAUACGAGCUUUUCUUGUGGAGGGCUGCCUCCUGUGCCGUGUUUGCCUAGGAUUGAGACUUCACCAACUCAGAAUGGGGAUACCAGAUCACCAAAGCAUUCUGAAUAUCGAAAUGUGUUAAUGGAGAGAAAUUGUUUUAAUUCACCAGCGAAAGAUCGGCUUCUUCCCUUCAGCAACCUUAAGUCAAGGCUACCCCCACCUCCUUUGCAGUCAGCAUUUGCCAGUCCAACUAAACCAAAUCCAGGAGGUGGAGGGGAAACAUGUGCAGAAACCGGGAUCAACAUCUUUUUCAGCAAGAUCAUUAAGUUGGGAGCAGUCAGAAUAAGUGGCAUGGUUGAAAGGCUACAAUUAUCUGCACAAAUAAAGGAGAAUGUGUUCUGUCUUUUCCAGCGAAUCCUAAAUCAAUGGACAUCUCUCUUCUUCAACCGCCAUAUUGACCAAAUCAUUUUGUGUUGCUUCUAUGGAGUUGCGAAGAUUUCACAACUGAACCUAACUUUCAGGGAGAUCAUAUACAACUAUAGAAAGCAACCGCAAUGCAAACCACAAGUUUUCCGUAGUGUAUUUGUUGAUUGGUCAUUGUCACGGCGUAAUGGGAGAACAGGACAGGAACAUGUUGAUAUCAUUACAUUUUACAAUGAAAUAUUCAUUCCUUCUGUAAAGCCGCUGCUUGUUGAACUUGGCCCUGGUGGAACAACUAUGAAAAGGGACCAGAUACCUGAAGUUAAUAAUAAAAGUGACGGCCAUUUAGCACAAUGUCCCGGGUCUCCUAAAAUAUCACCUUUCCCAAGCCUACCUGAUAUGUCUCCAAAAAAGGUGUCUGCCACACACAAUGUAUAUGUCUCUCCAUUACGAUCAUCUAAGAUGGAUGCUCUAAUAUCACAUAGCUCAAAAAGCUAUUAUGCAUGUGUUGGGGAGAGCACUCAUGCAUAUCAGAGCCCUUCAAAAGACCUGACUGCCAUCAAUAACCGUUUGAAUGGUAACCGGAAGGUUAGAGGUUCCCUCAAUUUUGAUGAAGUUGAUGCGGGCUUGGUUAGUGACACUAUGGUUGCAAACAGCCUCUAUCUGCCGAAUGGAAGUUGUGCAUCAUCUUCAGGUGCACCAUUGAAGUCUGAGCAACCUGACUCUUAAGAGUUCUUCAAUGUGUGUAAAUUCUGCUUCUCUCCUUUCUAACUAUGCUGGUUUAUGAGGCGGGGGGUAUUGUAUGAGCGUUGAUAAUGUAGAAUGCCGCCACUACCCUCUUGUACUUUUGUUUAUGUUAGGUAUUUAAUGGAAAAUGUAAG
Messenger RNA from Gastrolobium bilobum, 3303 nucleotides. RefSeq names its product retinoblastoma-related protein 1. The record is from RefSeq and is a predicted model, not a curated record. Gene Ontology annotation, cellular component: transcription regulator complex; nucleus; chromatin. Bases 110 to 3151 code for a protein of 1013 amino acids. Gene Ontology annotation, molecular function: RNA polymerase II transcription regulatory region sequence-specific DNA binding. NCBI's taxonomy places the organism in Eukaryota, Viridiplantae, Streptophyta, Magnoliopsida, Fabales, Fabaceae. Gene Ontology annotation, biological process: negative regulation of G1/S transition of mitotic cell cycle; cell differentiation; regulation of transcription by RNA polymerase II. The transcript is spliced from 18 exons.